This is a messenger RNA of Didymodactylos carnosus, 1128 nucleotides long. Lineage: Eukaryota; Metazoa; Rotifera; Eurotatoria; Philodinida; Philodinidae. The record is from the annotation of a GenBank genome assembly.
AUGACUCAAACUGGCAUUCCUGAUCGUAUGAAAGCUGCUCAACAACGGGGUUUUGGCGCUAUUGAUCAAGUAUUAACUGUAGCCAUUGAUGUUCCAGUGCCACGUGAGUUAAAAUCCGAUCAGAUACUCGUUCGUGUCCAUGCUGCAUCAAUAAAUCCUAUUGAUUGGAAAAUUCUAAAUGGAAAUUUGUCAUUAAUACAAAAAUAUUCAUGGCCACAUAUACCUGGAUUUGAUUGCAGUGGAAUCGUUGUUGAUGUUGGUCCAUCCGUCAAACGUUUUCGAAUUGGCGAUUGUGUCUAUGGAAAUGUGAGUACCGAAGGUGGUUCGUAUGCCGAAUAUGUACGGGGAUCACAGAAAUUAUUUGCAUUAAAACCAAAGAAUUUAAGUCAUAUCGAAGCGUCUGCAUGUCCAUUAGCUUGCGAAACAUCGUAUCAAGCUCUAUUUAAUCAUGGAAAAGUGACAAAAGAUUCUAAAGUAUUUAUUUGCGGUGGAGCAACAGCUACAGGACUCUUUGGUAUACAAUUAGCGAAAGCAGUUGGAGCACAUGUUGCCACGACAUGUAGUGAAAGAAAUUUAGAUAUACUAAAAAAUAAAUUAGGAUUAAAUAUUGUGCAGAAUCCGGAAUUAGGUGAAAGUCUUGGUGAUUUAUUGGUAAUCAAUUAUCAAGAAAAAGAUUUUGGUAUCGAACUAAACGGUCAAAAUUAUGAUGUUGUUUAUGAUUGUACCGGUGGAUAUGAACAAUGGUCUUCAGCUCAACAUAUUCUUAAGCCUGGUGGAAAAUUUAUCACCAUUGUUGGUGAUGAUAAAAAGUCCGAAAUAAAUCUCAAAUCAAUCUUAUCAGUGGGUUCAUCAUUGGUUAAUCGAAAAUUUUGGUCUGUUGUUAAUUCAUCCCAUCCAUCAUACUCUCUUAUUUUCUUACGAAUGUCUUAUGAAGAGUUAGAUAUUUUACGUACAAAUUUUUUUGAAAAAGAUUUAAUUAAACCAAUUAUCGAUCAAACAUUUGACUUUGAUUUACACGGUCUACAAGGAAUGUAUGAAAAGAGUAAAAGUGGAAAAGCACGAGGAAAAUUAGUUUUAAAAAUUGUUACAGAUACGGACGAACAGCAAGAGACAAUCAUUGACAAAUAA